UCCAGGCAGCUGACCAGCUCCGCUGUCUCCUCUAUCUUGUCUUUCUCUCUCUUUCUGAGCCAAAGGAGUGUGUGUGCGCUCAAGUGUGUGUGGAAAUAAAAACACACCCUGCUACCACUGGUGCUACUGAGCCUUUCUGACACUGGGCUCUUUUUUGGGGGAUUGAAAUCAUCUAUCCAACAUAUUGGAUUUAUCCUGCGGAGUGACUUUUUUUUCUUUGAGGAUAUUAAUUUUUGAUUUUCCCUUUUUGAUUAACUGCUUUGGCUGGAAGUUUAGCAUGUGAGGAGGAGUGGGCGUCUGCACGUCAAGCACGGGUUUCGUGAAACGAGAGCCAGAGAGGCGGAGUGCUAUUGCAGCACAGAAGAUUCUGCUUCUGAGCCACUAGGCUGGAUACUUUAUUCAUGUUCGGGCCAGGAGCAAGGCUACAGGAUCCCAGGCUGUCUUUAGGGCAGGACUUCAGAACCGAACCACCCUGGAUUUGAGCCCACAGUACUGCAGGCAGACAGGGCUCAGUCCGAUUUAUGGCCUUAACGCCAUGAACAGUCUGCUUCGGGAGAUACAGGAGCAGUUAACUUCUGAUAGAGGACUCUGCGUUACGAACAAAAGGGUCUAAUUAGGGAGUGCAACUUACAUGGCGACAAAAUAAAGGGAUUCUGCACACAGUAGGCAUCUUGCUUUUUUCUUUCCAUUCUUUUUUGUUUUAGUCCUUUUUUGUAGUUAAAUAUUGCACUGAAUCGCAUGCCUGCACAGGAGAUGGCUGCCUAAGGUCUGUCUGAAAGCGGAGGGGCUUUCUUUACAGGUUUAUCUACCAUGGCAAAGCCUUUGAUUGCAUGAACUGUGGACACUGCAAUACAAGACAGGAGGUCAGCGGUACAAACAAGGAUCAGUUCGACAAAUACCAGCUUGGUAAGGAUAUAACCAAAGAGAGCCCUUUGACAAGACAGACAAACAUCUUCUGAAAGAACCGAAAGGGGAGAUUAAAGCCUCAUUGGAUUUUGGGCGGCAUCAAAGGAUUAACCGUCAUUUCUAAAUCAGGCAACAACCAGAAAGAGGACAUUAGCAAUGGCAUGCAAAUACAAGUCCAUCUUUGCCCUUUUUAUCAGAGUCGGGCUUCUGCUCGGCCUGGCCAAUCCAUUGCUGACUUCAGCUUCCUGUCCCUCGCAGUGCCGGUGCGAUGGUACUUUCAUCUACUGCAAUGACCGGGAUUUGACUUCCAUCCCCUCGGGCAUCCCAGAGAACGCUACAGUACUUUUCCUCCAGAAUAACCGCAUCAAAAGUGCAGGUAUCCCAAUGGAUCUGCGUCGACUAAACAGAGUCGAAAAGAUCUACCUGUACUGCAACAACCUGGAUGAGUUUCCCUCCAACCUGCCACUGAAUGUCAAGGAACUUCAUUUGCAGGAGAAUAAUAUCCGGAUGAUCACCCAUGCCUUCCUGGCACAGAUUCCCUUUAUUGAGGAAUUACACCUUGAUGACAAUUCAGUGUCAGCGGUCAGCAUCGAAGAGGGUGCUUUCCGAGACAGCAACCAUUUGAGACUGCUCUUCCUGUCACGGAACCACCUCAGCACGAUACCGCCUGGUCUACCAAUGACUAUAGAGGAGCUUCGCUUUGACGACAACCGUAUCUCAUCUAUCUCUGAAUCAUCCCUGCAGGAUCUUAUAAACCUGAAACGUCUAGUUUUGGAUGGUAACCUACUGAACAACAGGGGCAUUGGGGAGAUGGCCUUAGUGAAUUUAGUCAACCUGACCGAGCUUUCAUUGGUACGGAACUCCCUUACGUCCCCACCUGCCAACCUGCCGGGAAUGAGCCUAGAGAAGCUAAAUCUUCAAGACAACCACAUCAAUCACGUGCCAGCAGGUGCCUUUGCUUUUCUGCGACAACUGUACCGCUUGGAUUUGUCAGGCAACAACUUGAGCAGCCUGCCUAUGGGGGUAUUCGAUGACCUGGAUAACCUUACCCAAUUGCUGUUGCGCAACAACCCAUGGUACUGUAACUGCAGGAUGAAGUGGGUACGAGACUGGCUGCGAAGUCUUCCAUCUAAAGUCAAUGUGCGUGGCUUCAUGUGCCAGGGCCCCGACAAGGUCAAAGGGAUGGCUAUCAAGGAUCUAUCAACAGAACUGUUUGGCUGCUCUGAAACAGAGGUUUCACCUACAUAUGAGACCAGCACAGUUUCUAACACUCUACCACCUUCUCGACCCCAGUGGCCCUCUUAUGUGACAAAAAGACCUGUGGUUAAGGGGCCAGAGCUGGGUAGAAACUAUCGUAGCACUACACCAUCCAGUCGAAAGAUCAUUACGAUAAGUGUCAAAUCCAGUAGCGCUGAGACAGUGCACAUUUCUUGGAGAGUAUCUCAGCCCAUGACUGCCCUGAGGCUCAGUUGGCUAAAGCUUGGCCACAGUCCUGCUUUUGGAUCCAUAACAGAGACCAUUGUGCAAGGGGAAAGAACAGAGUACCUGCUUACAGCUCUGGAGCCUGAAUCCUCAUAUCGGAUAUGCAUGGUUCCCAUGGAGACAAGCAACAUUUACCUGUCAGAUGAGACACCUGUUUGCAUAGAAACUGAGACUGGCUCUCUCAAAGCAUACAAUCCCACCACAACCUUGAACAGAGAGCAGGAGAAAGAGCCUUACAAAAAUUCCAAUCUGCCUUUAGCUGCUAUUAUCGGAGGGGCUGUGGCCCUUUUGGCCAUCAUCAUGUUGGCCCUGAUGUGCUGGUAUGUCCAUAGAAAUGGUUCCUUAUUUUCCAGGAACUGCACAUACAACAAAGGUCGAAGGAGGAAGGAUGAUUAUGCCGAAGCUGGGACAAAGAAGGACAACUCCAUUUUGGAGAUUAGAGAGACCUCUUUUCAAAUGAUACCCAUAAAUCACAUGCCGGUGUCUAAGGAGGAGUUUGUGAUACACACAAUUUUUCCUCCCAAUGGCUUAAGCCUUUACAAGAGUCCACACAGUGACAACAGCAUCAACAACAGAAGCUACAGAGACAGUGGAAUACCAGAUUCUGAUUACUCUCAUUCAUGAUAGUGUGCACAGAUUACAUAGACAUUGUAUUGUGAAUGAGUGACUCCAAGACUGCUUGGUCUUUCGCAAAACACUGGAUUGAAAAGACUGAGAAAGCAUCGUAAUGUACAUUUGCUAUAUAAUUUAUAUUUAAGGACAAUUUAUUAAAAGGAGAAAAUGUUCCAUUUGCAGGCCAUCACUGAGCCAUCAGUGUGUGCUGCCACAAACUGCAAUUCUAUAUUUUAGAAAUUUGUAGUAAUUUGUACUGUACUUCCUUUACUUAUGGUUUAGAUCAAUUAAAAAAUCUUUGUGCUCUACUGAAAUAUGAUGACUUGUCAACUGUGAAAGUGGGUUUUCAUUGCUGUGUUGAACAAUCAGAUAUUAGAAAACCAUGUAGUAUAAGCACAGGUCAAAUUAUGUUGCUGUCAAGCUAUGUUGCUGUCAGUGGAAUAAAAAUACUACAAAAAAGACUGCAGGAAUAUAGGGCAUAGUUGAUCAAAAGAAUUAAAGACUAAAGUGUUUAAUUCUGAGGAGGGCUGGCAUACACUUAUUGUGGUAUCACAGAAACCUUGGGGUUUCGUUACGAAUCCCUGUUGCCCGUUUCAGAAUGUUGUCAGGCUUUACGUCUCUGCAGUUUUUAGGAAGCAGAUAUCCAUUAUUUCCUCUCUGGCCUGGAGAGGCAGCAACACAGCACAGAAUCCUAAAUCCUGUGCCUCAGCCAGACUGUUCUGCCCCAGCAUACAGCAAACGAAGCACACGGAUCAAAGGAAAGGUUAUUUUUCAGUCAAAUCAAAGUGGACGGGCUAAAACACAAGAAAAAUCUUGAUAUUGUCCAUUCAAGUGAGCAAGGGGAAAUUACAUUUACCGUAUCCCUCAGUAAAGUUAACCACACGUCAUUCUAAACAUUGCUCUCCAAAAUAAACAUAUUCUGGGCAGAAAUAAAUAUGGCAAGGAAUACAUUUGGGCUCUUUUCUAUUUGAAAUAUAAAGUGUCAACUAUUUUUUUGUUCAUAUGAUUCUUAUUUGUAUUUUUUUUUUUUUUUCUAGUUCAAGCCACUUUUAAGUUGCCACAGUUGAAAGUUAAUUGUUCUUUACAACUGAAGACCAAAGUGCAUUGUAUGCCCUUUGGCCAGUCUUGUAUGUGCCUUGAUCCAAUGCUUAUUGUAUUUAGCUUUUUCAAAAAAAUAAAUCAGUGACAACUUUUUUCAUACACACUUGAAUAUGAAAGGAUACUGGUCAUAUUGCAAAAUAAAAGUGGAUAAAACCCAACUCGGUGGUCUCCUUUCCCCAACAGAAUGCUUUCCGUUUAUUUUUAAUCACUCAAAGCUUUGCAUGGACUAUUCUCACAAUCUUCAUCUGAAGCAUGCAGAGGCUUCUUCAUAGUGCAGCAUCCGCUUGGGGCUGCAAGUGCUCUUUUGUGUGGUUAAGCCGUGUAUGACUUAUCUGAUUGGCCCAAGUGGGAAAUAUCAGCGAGAACGGCACAGAAGCUAAAUGAGGCCGUUGGAGAGUUGCUAUGCUGGAUUUGAUGUAUCCCGCAGCCACAGGAGGAGAUGUACAUAUCUAAUGGCUAUAUAGCAUAAGGACGAUGGCACUGGCUCUGCUGGGGCAGCCCACUUUCACAAUGACUUGGGUAGAAAUAACACAGGUGGAUGUAGGCACCGAGCACGCCGCCAAAGUCCCUUUAAGACAGGUACAACUCCUAUUUACUUGAAUGGGGAAAGACAGAAUUCUUCACUGUUUGUUAAGAUAACGUUAAAAUAACAUGAUCAACGAUAAAAUCUGACAACAAUGGUUACAAAUAACUGAUUCUAUAAAAAUUCUAUCAAAAAGGGGAUUGGCCUUUUUUUUAACUGUAAGGCUGGAGAUGUAUGUGGCUCAACAUGUAUGUGGGCUAUGAGAGAGAAAACAUGCUGGGGCACAGAUGCUCACACGUAGAUGCACACCCCAAGCUUUAAUUACAGUUCACGGUGCCUUUAAAAGCAACAAGUCAGAUCCAAACCUUAAGUAUACUUCAACCUACCCAUAUUCUAAAUAUAUCACAUCAGCUUGAAAUUAAAGUAAACACCCUCUGUGAGCGGCUGGUUCAGCAUGGGUUUACAUAUAUGAAUGUUGUUGAUGUUCCACAACUUGCCCUGUCAUUUGUUUAUGUGGUUUCCUGACUGAUAUUAGCAUGUUUUAAAUGCUGAGUGAUGGGCUUGCCGAGUUUUAUUUGUCACUUCCUUGUUAAUCUGCCUUUUUUUUCUUCUUAUAUAUAUAUAUAUAUAUAUAUAAAAUGAAUAAUUUAACAAUGUAUAUAAAAUUAGCAUUUGUCUCAUGGUUUCUUUUAUACUUUUGAUUGUACAUUUGAAAAGAAUGUAAAAUGCAGACAAAGAAAGUUAAUUGCUUUGGUAUGAAAACUUGACAUUUAAACUUUAAUUCAGAACCAUUUUUAUUGCAGAAUGUCCAAACCAAUGUGUUUAAUCUACUCAUAAAUUACAUUAUUAUUACUCCAG
Myxocyprinus asiaticus (Chinese sucker) is the source of this 5482-nucleotide messenger RNA. Its product is annotated as leucine-rich repeat transmembrane protein FLRT3-like. Gene Ontology annotation, molecular function: protein binding. The record is from RefSeq and is a predicted model, not a curated record. The transcript has 3 exons. NCBI's taxonomy places the organism in Eukaryota, Metazoa, Chordata, Actinopteri, Cypriniformes, Catostomidae. The coding region runs from base 1063 to 3012 and encodes 649 amino acids.